AUGGACGCGUACAUUCACGAUGCGGUGCCAACACUGGAUUUGAUCGUGCACCAUGAUGAUCUGUUCAAUGGGGCGGCCGCGGUCAUCCAGGCGCUCUUCCCGGAAUGGAACAUGAAGGAUAUCUCGUAUUUGCAGUUCAAGGACGGGAUCACUAACAAGUUGAUCUGCUGCACACAUGGACCGACGGGCACACAGGUGUUGGUGCGUGCGUAUGGCAAGAAGAGCGAGGUUAUUAUCGAUCGUAGGCAGGAGAUCAUGAACAUGGUGAUCCUGUCCAAGCUCGGACUGUGCCCUCCAUUGUUUGGCAAGUUCAGGAACGGAUUGGCGUACGGAUGUAUCCCCGGGAAGGUAUUCAAGGUCUCGGACAUGAGGGACCCGCACAAGAUGGAACUCGUUGCGAGAAAGCUCGCGAUCUGGCAUGGCGCCGUCACGAUCCCGGGAGAGCGUAGCUCCAAGCUGUUCAAGACUAUUCAUAAGUGGAUCAAGGAGGUCCCCGAAUCGUACAGCCGACCCAAGGUGCAAGAGAUCUUUGCCAAACACUUUGACAUGACAAAACUCCACGAAGAACUCACGACCCUCGAGUCCCACCUGGUCUCGUUAAAGUCCCCCGUGGUCUUUUGUCACAACGAUCUGUUGUACGGGAACCUGAUUUACAACGAAUCCAAGGACGAUGCCUUCUUUAUCGAUUACGAGUACGGAUCCUAUUCCUACCGGGCCUUUGAUAUCGCGAACCACUUUAAUGAGUGGGCGGGGUUCGAGUGCGAAUAUGAGAAUUAUCCGACCAAGGACAUUCAGGAACGUUGGUUGAGACGGUACCUGGAGGUCGGAAGGUCAGUAGCCGAAAAUGAGGAGGAGGUGGAGCAGCUGUAUAGAGAAGUGAAUAAGUUUGCGUUGGCGUCUCAUUUCUAUUGGGGCGUUUGGGCCUUGGUCCAGGCACAGUUGUCGGAUAUCGAUUUUGAUUACAUGCCCUAUGCGGUCUUGCGGUUCAAUGAGUACUACAGGCGCAAGGAUGAGUUCUUUGCGUUGUAA
Messenger RNA from Gamsiella multidivaricata, 1029 nucleotides. RefSeq names its product kinase-like domain-containing protein. Lineage: Eukaryota; Fungi; Mortierellomycota; Mortierellomycetes; Mortierellales; Mortierellaceae. Gene Ontology annotation, biological process: phosphatidylethanolamine biosynthetic process; phosphatidylcholine biosynthetic process. Gene Ontology annotation, cellular component: cytoplasm. Gene Ontology annotation, molecular function: ethanolamine kinase activity; choline kinase activity. The coding region runs from base 1 to 1029 and encodes 342 amino acids. The transcript is spliced from 6 exons. The record is from RefSeq and is a predicted model, not a curated record.